GCGUUCACGUUAAGCAGUAAAACAACCCUGCCACGACAAGUCAAAUAUCCCCGGAGACUGCCAGACCAUUUCUUCAACAUAUACACACACACAUACGUACAAAAAUCAAAUCUUGAAUAAACAUUUCUUGCAUUUGAAGGCUCCAAAGCUUCCCCAGAUAAGUUUCUUCUUAUAGUCAAUUUGUAUUUUUAUCUUUUUUAAAGAUUUGUUUGGUCUUAAAAGAUACAGGGUCUUGUGUUUGUUUGUUCAUAGUUGAGCUCAAUAAAAGGUUUCUUUUUGGAGAUUAUGGUAUGAUAUUGAAUUGGGUUGUGUUAUUUAUCUGUGAUUAAGUGAAUUUGAUUUGGGUUUUGGUUGUGGUACAAGGGCAAGUAGUAUAUCAAGAUUUUGUGGGUUUUUUAGUCUAAUUAGGUCAAUUGUCUAGCUGAAUUGUGAAGGAGUUUGAUAGGUUGGAUUUGAAGUGGUAGCUAGCAGAUAGAUAGCAGUAGAGGUUUGUAAAGUUUCGAUCUUUGCGGUCAUAAUGGUGAAAAAGUUUGGGAAGAAGAAAAAACAUGCAGGAGAUAUAUCAGGAAGUUCGAAAACUAGACAGAAUAAGGUUGGGGAAAGUGCGCAAAAUGUUUAUGAUAAGGAUACAGCAGUGUUCAUUUCAAUGUCGCAGGAAUUGAAAGACGAAGGGAAUAAGUGUUUUCAGAGUAGGGAUUAUGAAGGUGCCAUGUUGAAAUACGAGAAGGCUCUAAAGUUGCUUCCACGGAAUCAUAUAAAUGUAUCAUAUCUACGGAGUAACCUGGCUGCUUGCUAUAUGCAGAUGGGUCUUAAUGAGUAUCCUCGAGCAAUUCAUGAGUGUAAUUUGGCUCUUGAAGUCACGCCUAAAUAUAGCAAAGCGCUUUUGAAGAGAGCUAGGUGUUAUGAGGCAAUGAAUCGGCUGGAAUUGGCAUUGAGAGACAUUAGCACUGUUCUGAAGAUGGAGCCAAAUAAUCUUAUGGCAUUGGAAAUUGCCGAUAGAGUGAAAAGAUCAAUUGGGAUAAAAGGUCCCAAGGGGAAUGAACCCGAGAUUGAUUCAGUUCAAAUCCCUGAGUAUCUGGAACCUACUUAUACCGUGCCGACAAAAAAGAAGAGUAACAGAGUAAAGGAAAAAAGGGCUGGAGACAACACUCAGGAGAAUACAACUAUGGAAGAAAAUGAGGAGGAUGAAGUUAGGGAGAAAGCUAUAGAAAAUGUUGAGGAAGGGAGUCCUGAAGAUAAGUUGAUAGUGGAGGACCAUAUAGAUAAUGUUAUGGAAGAAGAGCCAAAAAGGACCCUAAAAUUGGUGUUUGGGGAAGAUAUACGAUGGGCUCAAGCUCCAAUAGGUUGCAGUAUCUUGAAACUGAGGGAAAUAAUACGUGAUCGGUUUCCAGGUUUAAAUGCUGUCCUUGUCAAAUACAGGGACCAAGAAGGUGAUUUGGUUACUCUUACAACUAAUGAAGAAUUGAAAUUGGCUGAAGCAGCUGCUGAACAACACAGUUCUCUCAGGCUGUAUAUCGUAGAAGUUAAUCCGGAACAAGACCCAUUCUUUGAGGUGGUUAAAAGGGAAGAGAGAGGACAUGGUCGUUCAUCUUGUAUUGAUGACUGGAUCGUCCAGUUUGCUCAACUAUUUAAGAACCACAUUGGAGUGAAUUCUGAUGCCUAUCUGGAUCUUCACAAGCUUGGAAUGAAGUUCUACACAGAAGCUAUGGAGGAGGCAAUUACAAGUGAAGAAGCCCAAGACAUUUUCAACACAGCAUCAGAUAAAUUCCAGGAGAUGGCAGCUCUGGCCUUGUUCAAUUGGGGAAAUGUUCAUAUGUCCAGGGCAAGGAAGCGAGUGUACUUGACAGAAGAUUCAGGAAAAUCUGUACUUACGCAGGUUGAAGAUGCAUUUGAUUGGGCACGGAAGGAAUAUCUAAAAGCAGGAGAGAGAUACCAAGAAGCACUAAAAAUCAAACAAGAUUUUUAUGAAGGAGUUGUAGCUCUAGGACAGCAGCAGUUUGAGCUCGCAAAACUUACCUGGUAUCAUGCAAUUGCUACCAAUGUUAAUUUGGAAAUGUGGCCUUCGUCAGACAUGAUUCAACUUUAUAAUUGUGCCGAGGACAAUAUGGAUAAGGGAAUGCAGAUGUGGGAGGAUGCAGAAGCGCAGCGUCAAAAUGAAAUAUCCGAUGCAAAUAAGGUGAAAGCCCUUCUAAAGAAAUUGGGUUCACAUGGUUUAAUAAAAGACAUAACUGUGGAUGAAGCUAAAGAGCAGGCUGCAAAUAUGAGGUCUCAGAUUAACAUGUUGUGGGGAACCAUCCUGUAUGAAAGAUCAAUCAUGGAAUACAAACUAGGCCUUCCAGUUUGGCACGAAAGCUUGGAGGCUGGAGUUGAAAAGUUUGAGCUUGCUGGAGCCUCUCAAACAGACUUGGCUGUUAUGAUAAAGAACCACUCUUCCAAUGGCACAUCAUCAGAAGGAUUAGGAUUUAAUAUCGAUGAAAUAGUACAAGCAUGGAAUGAAAUGUAUGAAGCAAAAAAAUGGCAACCUAGUGUUCCUUCUUUCCGACUGGAACCACUGCUUCGCAGACGAGCUUCAGAGUUCUAUCAAGUCCUGGAGCAUUCAUGAGUGUUUGCUGGCAGCUGACAAAAAAAAACUCGAACUGAUUUCUGCUGCACUUGUGAUUUGCACUCUUCUGCGUCUAUUUAUGUUCAUCGGCAUCAUACGCAUACUUUGGUUUCAGCUGCACCAUUACUGUAGACGGUCAAUUUAUUGGUUGCUUAGAUUUGUUAUUUUAUACUUAAUUACAAGGGAAGCAGAAGGACAUUGUUUAUUAAUUUUUGGGGGACAAGAUGAGCCAGCAGAGAUUUGGGUUUUUGUUAGUUGCUGCUUUACCCUCAUCUCCUCCCCCGUACCCAUAUUGGUUUGGUAAAGUGAAGAUAUUCAGGAAUAGACCUUAGUUUUAUGCAGUUUUGGUUUAUCCUUUUUCUUUUUGGUGCAUCAUUUGUGUAAAGUCAUUUGUAAGCUCGAAGCUUUCUUCUGCAUCAUCCACCUGUUAUACUCUGUUGUUACUGGAUGACAGAAACACUAUUUGGUUUUAAUGGUGAAAUGUGUGUUUGUUUGUUCA
Messenger RNA from Daucus carota subsp. sativus, 3101 nucleotides. RefSeq names its product protein PHOX1. Gene Ontology annotation, molecular function: protein binding. Lineage: Eukaryota; Viridiplantae; Streptophyta; Magnoliopsida; Apiales; Apiaceae. The record is from RefSeq and is a predicted model, not a curated record. The transcript is spliced from 3 exons. Bases 518 to 2602 code for a protein of 694 amino acids.